AUGGCCCACCCGGCGCAGUUCCCCAUGCCUUUCGAUAUCCAAGCACCAGUCCAGCAUGCUGGUCCCGCAUAUAAUUCUCUGACGCAAGCCUUCCAACACAAAGACAAAAACCGCUUCCCUCAGGCGUACCUGGGCACAACCGACCCCCGCGACGUCAAGACGGGCAUCCAACAAACAAGGGACAGGCCCUUGAAGGAAUCAUACCGCUGGAUCCUCGACCACUCUGACUUCCGGCAAUGGCGCGACGACGAAGACACGCGGCUGCUCUGGAUCAAGGGCGACCCCGGCAAGGGCAAGACGAUGCUCCUCUGUGGCGUCAUCGACGAGCUGGAACCAGAGACAAAGUUGAGGAAACCGGAUGCAACCAGCCUAUUGUCGUACUUUUUCUGCCAGGCCACCGUCCCCAAGCUCAGCAACGCUCAAGCUGUCCUGCGCGGUCUGAUCUAUAUGCUCGUGAAUAAGCAGCAGCCGUCGCUUCGCUCGCACGUAGAGGACAGAUUCAAGGAUACAGGAGAGCCGCUUUUUGGGGAUACGGAAGCUUUGUCGGCAUUGUGCGAUAUCGUUAAGGGCAUCCUGCGUGAUCGAAACCUGCAGACAGUAUAUCUAAUCGUCGACGCUAUUGACGAAUGCGUCGAGGACCAAGACAAGCUCUUGGACUUUAUCCUCCAGGAAGCACAGCUGCCCUGCGUCAAGUGGCUCAUCUCUAGCCGGAACACCAUCAAACCGCGCACACGGCUAGAGCAUUCGCAAUCGAUCGUGAGCCUCGAACUCCGGGAGAAUGCAGAUUCUGUAUCCCAAGCUAUCUCUGCUUAUAUUGCCGACAGGACAUCUAAGAUUAGUUCUCUACUGAACGACCCUCCACUCCAGCAAUACGUUCAGCGGGUCCUACACCAGAAGGCCGAGGGCAAUCCCGGCACACUGAUCGACAACGUUCAAGUGCCGAAUCCAGAUCCGCUAGCUUCGAUACGAUACUCUUGCGAGUUCUGGAUUGAUCACCUUUGCUUCUCGAACGGCGAGAACCCCGCAUGCUCGAGUGAACUGAUGGACGACGGGAUGGUAUCGAAGUUUCUGAGAGAUCACCUACUUCACUGGCUGGAGUCUUUGUCUCUUAUUAGGAAACUCUCACAUGGGGUAGCAUCGAUAAGAAAGCUUCUUCUUGCUACUCAGCUACGAACGAAGACCACGCUUGGCCUGAAAAGACUUUUAAAAGAAGCGAAAAAGUUUGUUCUCGGUCAUGGGAUCAGGGCGGGAUGGGGCGCGCACCAGCAGACGCUCGAGGGGCAUAGCAGUUCGGUCCGCGCCGUAGCCUUCUCACCGGACGGCAGGACGGUCGCGUCGGGUUCAGCAGAUGAGACAAUCCGGCUCUGGGAUGCAGCAACGGGCGCGCACCAGCAGACGCUCAAGGGGCAUAGCAGUGCGGUCUACGCCGUAGCCUUCUCACCGGACGGCAGGACGGUCGCGACGGGUUCAGACGAUAGUACAAUCCGGCUCUGGGAUGCAGCAACGGGCGCGCACCAGCAGACGCUCGAGGGGCAUAGCAGUGGGGUCUCCGCCGUAGCCUUCUCACCGGACGGCAGGACGGUCGCGACGGGUUCAGACGAUGAUACAAUCCGGCUCUGGGAUGCAGCAACGGGCGCGCACCAGCAGACGCUCAAGGGGCAUAGCAAUUGGGUCUUCGCCGUAGCCUUCUCACCGGACGGCAGGACGGUCGCGUCGGGUUCAGGCGAUAGUACAAUCCGGCUCUGGGAUGCAGCAACGGGCGCGCACCAGCAGACGCUCAAGGGGCAUAGCGGUGCGGUCUACGCCGUAGCCUUCUCACCGGACGGCAGGACGGUCGCGACGGGUUCAGGCGAUAGUACAAUCCGGCUCUGGGAUGCAGCAACGGGCGCGCACCAGCAGACGCUCAAGGGGCAUAGCGGUGCGGUCUACGCCGUAGCCUUCUCACCGGACGGCAGGACGGUCGCGACGGGUUCAUACGAUGAUACAAUCCGGCUCUGGGAUGCAGCAACGGGCGCGCACCAGCAGACGCUCAAGGGGCAUAGCAGUGCGGUCUACGCCGUAGCCUUCUCAUGCGCUUCCGGGUCUUCAGGUGUUUCGGACACUUCUAUCAAGCCGUCAGCUACUCUCUUGUUAGUCAAUGAUUGGAUCACUCGAGAUGGGAAAAAGCUUCUCUGGCUUCCUCCUGAUUACCGCGCACGAUGCGUAUCGUGUUCGAGUACCUUCGAGGUGCUUCUCGUGCUCCCUAUGGUUCGUCAGUGCUUUUCCGACCAGAAGCGCACUGUGUCAGCCCCGGCCCAGGGUUCCAACGGUCCAUGCGGAGAAAGUUUGAACAUCGAAAUUAUGGACACUCAUUUCGGUCUCUACUGCACGAAACAGUUAAAUUGGAUCGGAGGAGUCGUCCGCCUCCCGCUGCCGAUGCGAGAGGGCUCAAGGGACAAAGCCUUCAGUGUGACGCUGGGCUCCAUGUCGGAGCAAAACCCAUUCUCAGGCGAGCUUGCGGCUGUUGGGUACGCGUUGAGGUGGAUUCGAAAUAUCAGGUACCGGAAGAUCAUCCUUGCCACCAGCAACAAGGCAGCCGUGAUGGUCUUGGAGCGACCACACCAGCAAUCAGGGCAACAAUAUCUCUGUCAGGCGUACGAUGCGAUAAGUGCCUUACGCAAGGCGGGAAACACGAUCUCGGUGGUCUGGAUCCAAGCGGGUACCAAAAACGAGCUCCUGAACACAGCCAAAGCGAAAUCAAAGGAAGCAACGCGGCGGGACGCUACGCCACAAACCCAGGAUCCUGCCAUGCGGUCAACAGCCCUCCGUAUUCAACACAUACCUGCAUCGCAUCAAAGCAGCACCGUCAGAUCAGUGGAGAUGCUGCAAUGUACGGAUGUCCACAGGGGGAACCUCUCCUUCUACCUGGGAGGAAAGUCGCCCUCGGAUGACAAGGACUGGUCCCCCAACAUGCGGGCGGUGCGGGCGACGAUACGUUUUGCCAUUACCACAGGUCGUCUGAGGACAGAACAACAACAACAGAAUGAAGCAAACUAA
Chaetomium globosum CBS 148.51 is the source of this 3036-nucleotide messenger RNA. RefSeq lists its product as uncharacterized. Lineage: Eukaryota; Fungi; Ascomycota; Sordariomycetes; Sordariales; Chaetomiaceae. The transcript is spliced from 9 exons. The record is from RefSeq and is a predicted model, not a curated record. The coding region runs from base 1 to 3036 and encodes 1011 amino acids. Gene Ontology annotation, molecular function: protein binding.